Molecule: messenger RNA, 4970 nt
Organism: Sander lucioperca (pikeperch)
Lineage: Eukaryota; Metazoa; Chordata; Actinopteri; Perciformes; Percidae
Product: LIM and calponin homology domains-containing protein 1-like
Exons: 24
Coding region: 316-3603 (1095 amino acids)
Biological process (GO): positive regulation of stress fiber assembly; regulation of focal adhesion assembly
Cellular component (GO): stress fiber
Molecular function (GO): myosin II head/neck binding
Source: RefSeq, a predicted model, not a curated record
UAAAAUGCUCGGCAGCACCCUCGCGCAGUUCGGCUGCGUACAAGAAUCAUUAUUUUUAGCGCCUGGCUCGUGUUGCAGUGUAGGGGUCGCGAGAAGCUCUUUUUCUCCAUCUCAGUGCCACUGUUUGAGCAGGACUCGUGGGGAGCACGAGAGAGCUACGCAACGCACUGACUGGUGCGUGAAGUUGCGGGGUGUAACGUUAGACGAUAGAAAGCGAGGAGGAGGAUAACGGACUGACAGAGCGGGGAGGGGAGCACCACCAACACAUCUUUCCACAUAUCACUAUCUGGUCCUAGUUAAACGGCCUGCCCGGAGAUGGCUAGCCCCGCAGCAGGUCGAGAUGUCCCGAAUGCUUCGCCGCAGGACGAGCCGGAACAUUCGGGGCCGAACCAUCCCGAACCAGCCUGUCUGGAGGCACAGAAAUGGAUAGAGGCUGUAACUGGGAAGAGCUUUGGAGACAAGGACUUCCGCAGUGGAUUGGAGAAUGGCAUCCUGUUAUGCGAGCUGCUGAGUGCAAUCAAACCAGGGCUGGUCAAGAAGAUCAACAGACUGCCCACCCCCAUCGCCGGGCUGGACAACCUGUCAGUCUUCCUGCGGGGCUGUGAGGAGUUGGGCCUGAAGGGCUCCCAGCUGUUUGACCCUGGGGACUUGCAAGACACUUCCAUACGAGCUAACCUAAAGGACUCUGACUGCAACCGCAAACUAAAAAAUGUGCUGAACACAGUGUUCUGGCUUGGGAAGGCUGCCAGCGGCUGUGCAUCCUACAGCGGCCCUACUCUCAACCUCAAGGAGUUUGAAGGGCUUCUAGCUCAAAUGAAGUUGGAGAGUGACGAAGGAGGCGACAGUUCACAGAAGCGCAGCGUUAGAGACAGCGGCUACGACUGCUGGGACUCUGAGAGGAGUGAUUCACUCUCUCCACCACGACACACUCGCGACAACUCCCUAGACAGUCUGGACUCCUUUGGCUCCCGCUCACAGCACAGCCCUUCUCCUGAUGUGGUGAAUCGAGGACACAGUGAUGGGCGAGGCAGCGACUCGGAGGCCGAUGCCCCCAGCAGGAGGCCAGAUGUGCGGAAGGAUGACAUGUUGGCCAGACGGACAGCCAGCAGUGAAUCAAGAAACUUGAUUCCCUUUAACCAGUUUCUUCCCAACCGAACCAACGCCAGCUCCUACAUCCCGACACCACGGCGAAAACCACAUACAGAGGAGGGAGAGCAGCGGCGGAUGAGCCGGCGAGUUGCUUUUAUGUCUGAGGAUACUGAGAGUGUGAGCAUGGGUGACAUGCUUAACGAGGAAGAGGUUGGACACUUACCGCCACUGAGCCAAUCACGAUAUGAGCGCAUGCACGAGCAGUACAACAACUUUCAGGAAGAUGACGACCACUGGCAAAACGAAUUGGCUCGCUGGAAGAAUCGGCGUCGCAGUACGUCCCAGGAACUGAUCAAGAAAGAGGAAGAGAGGAAGAGGAUGGAGAAAAGGAUGAAGGAGGAGGGAAGUUACUGCAACAAGAGGAAAAGCAUUAAGACCUACAAAGAGAUUGUGGAGGAGAAGGAGCGCAGAGAGGCGGAUUUGUGUGACGCCUACAGGAAUGCAUCGACUCCGGAGGAGGCCGCCAUGGUUUUACAGCGUUACGCUCUUCGCUUCACCAUCAGUGAUGCAACACUGGACAGCCUAAAACUGCCCAGAUCCACUGCAAAUCCCAAACAGGACCUUGAUAAGGUGGACACGGAGCACAAAACGACAUCACCUGUAAAUGAAACAUCAGAACCUCUGCACAAACCAGAACCAGAAGUUAUAAAAGACCAGUGGCACACAGAGCCUGAAGAGACGGAGACAAAUACAGCUGCUCAACAAGAGACAUCAGUUUCUGUCUCCUCCAGCUCCCCAACACCUGGCAACACCCUCAGCCUGCUCACAAACUCAGACCAUGUGCCACCUCAGUCACUCGAACUGAAUGAACCUCAAUCCAAACCGACAGAGUCUCCAACCAAACAACAAAAACAACUGAUUACAGGAGAUGCAAAGCCUCAAGCCAAACACACGCCACCUCAUAUUGCACAGUUGCAGCCUCAUACCACACAGCCUGUACACACACUCCCCUCCCCUCCAUCUGUAUCCCCCAGACCCGUCCCCCUGCUGGCAGCCAAGCCCUACUGCCAGCCCAGGAACAUACUGUCUGGACACAAACCUGUCAAGAUGGACGGGUUGGUGCGGGUAAAUGGAGAGGUGACAGAAGAUUUAUCUGUUUCUACUCCACCUACAUCUGCUCGACACUCGCCACCGGAGGUCAAAGACGUUUCCUCCAAACAGAUGGAGAAAGACGUUCCCUCCGUAAUGACGGAGAAAGAUGUUCCCUCCGUAACGACGGAGAAAGAUGCUCCCUCCAAACAGAUGGAGAAAGAUGUUCCCUCCGAGCAGAUGGAGAUAGACGUUCCCUCCAUACAAACAGAGAAGGACGUUCCCUCCAUGUCUAUUGCGACCAAACAGGAGACGGUAGAGCAGACACCACCUCCAAAGACAGAAAGAUCAACCACGUCUUUAGGCUCUGCCAUCAGCUCCCUGAUUGGAGGCCGAAACUGUACCGUCACGACAACUAUUGUGACAGAGCUCACACAUGUGGAGCCACAUCACCCGGAUAGCCAAAGCAAUGGACAGGUUAAUGGUACUUCUGGGUUAUCUGGGAGUCCAGUGGGGGGGGAAAAGACUCAGCCAGCUACAUCACCAAACAGCAUGCAAGAAUAUUCUCCCACUGUCACAGAGGGACUUGAGGAGAGCAGUGUGACUAUUGAGACCCCCAUGUUGAACUUGGCUAAACGUGUUAAUCACUGGGUCUGGGACCCCAAUGAGGAACGUAAACGCCUGGAAAGUUGGCAACAGGAGCAGGAGCGCCUCCUACAGGAGCAAUACCAGAAAGAACAGGAGAAGCUGAAGAAUGAGUGGGAGAAAGCACAGCUAGAGGUGCAGGAGGAGGAGAGAAAACACAAUGAAGAGGAGAGAAGAAUCCUAGAGGAGACUGUAACACCCUUAAAUCCCACUGGCUUGUUAAACCAGCGUUCAGUCCAGACACGGACGACUUCAUCAGCUCCAGAAAACAAUGAGACAGAAAAAGGAAACGUUCCUCUACAGCAAAAUGGCCAAAGAAGGGAAGGGAACGAGGAUCAACAUGCAUCCAAGCUGCAUUUUUUCCAGGAUUCUUCAUGUGAUGGUGAACAUUCAAAGAAACAGGAACUGUGGAAGACGGCCUCUCUGGACCGCAACCCUCAGUUAAACCAGCCACAUAUCGUUAAAAGGUCUGAGUCCCAUGAUGCUGUAACAGGCAAACAGCAGCCCUCUCCUUCAUCACCUCAGCCUCCGUCACCCAGCAGGUGUGUUAGUGGGAAGAGACUAUGUUCUGGUUGUUCUCAACCACUGGGAAAAGGAGCUGCCAUGAUCAUCGAUACACUGGGACUGUUCUUCCACGUACAGUGUUUCAAGUGUGGAGUGUGUGAUGGGCAGCUGGGUGACGCCUCUGCAGGGACUGAUGUACGGAUUCGUAAUGGACUGCUGAGCUGUCAUGAGUGCUAUAUUGCAUCUCGGGGCAGAGGUCAGCCCACCACACUAUGAUGACCUGAAUUUGAACUGGAACCUCCUCUGUCUUUGUCAGUGAUUGGAUGGAGAAGCAUUCUAGAACCGUAACUCACAUUCUGGAAAACUCUUGGAAUCAUUGUCUUUUUCCCGAAAUGCACAAACUGCUUCAUGGAUGCCACUUUGAGCGAAAACUGGACUGACCUGGACUGAGUGACAAAACAUCACAUGCACAUACAGUGCAGUGUGUGUGCUUAUUAUACACUUUAAGAUUUUUAAUAUGUGUAGCAUGGAUGUAAUUAAUAAAAUCAGUGUGUUUAGACCUUUGCACAUCCAUACUUAGCACAGUUAAGAUACUAGAAUAAGGAUCUGUUCUGUCACAAGCUUAACAUGUUACGCUAAAAGCUGAACCACUACACAUCAGUCUCAAAGUCUUGAUUCAUUAACCCCUGCUUCUGCACUGAUGACUGAUGAUGGUUUGGGUUGGAUAACCUGAAGUAGCUCGACCUUUAUAAUGCCUUACUCAUCAUCGUACCUUCUCAUUCUUUUUGGGUUUUGUGUUUACAGUUUUGCAUGAAAGAAGAACAUAUAUAAGUUAUUGCUCAGAUGGAGUAGUGUGAGCUUGAUGUUUGUUGUUAUCGUCUCAACACCUAAACUUUAACUUCCCUCUUGUAUGUUGUACAUCAUCAUGAUAUUUUUGAUUUUUUUUUUGAGGAAUCUGGCUAACUUACGCAAGCUUUUUUCUUUAUAAUUCAUUUUACAGGAAUGAGAAUGCAUGUUAUUAAUUAUAUACUUGUUGUUUUUGGGAUUUUUAAAUAUUUUCCCUUUAAAAUGUUUUUGCCAUUGUUAAUUCUCAUAGACUGACUGCAUCCGAAACAGUGCCUUAUGUAAUGAAUGCGAGGGUGUAGUGUAGGAGUAAUUCACACUCACACAGACCUCUGGGUCUCGGCACAUGCAUGUGUGUGUGUGUGUGUGUGUGUGUGUGUGUGUGUGCGUGCGUGCGUGUAGGUAUGAAAUCAUACAUUUAUAGGUAUGUAUGCAAUGUGUGAUUUGACUUGAAGCACAGUUCCAUACCAGCAACAAACAUUUUAAAUGGAUCUCCAAAUCACCUGCUGUUCCCUUCCACCCCCUCCCGUGAGAUAAACCAAUGACACAAAGUGAUUUGCUGCUUCCCUGUUAAUUAUUCCCCCGUAUAAUGACAGUUUCACAAUGUCCUAAAAUCUCCUCGUCUGCCUCUAUCACAAGUGUUGCCUCUCUAGAGUCUAAGCUCAAUGCCUUUCUCCUCUGUGUGUCAUUGCCUCUAUCUGGACACCUGACAGCGUCUUCAUCAGUCAGCGAAAUAGAGCGCUCAGUUCAUUGUCUUUUAUAGCAAGUGUAUGUUUAUCAAUAAAAUAUUUUAAAUGGGA